This is a messenger RNA of Carcharodon carcharias (great white shark), 2848 nucleotides long. RefSeq names its product solute carrier family 5 member 6a (gene slc5a6a). Gene Ontology annotation, cellular component: membrane. Gene Ontology annotation, molecular function: sodium-dependent multivitamin transmembrane transporter activity. Gene Ontology annotation, biological process: pantothenate transmembrane transport; biotin transport; sodium ion transport. The record is from RefSeq and is a predicted model, not a curated record. Bases 754 to 2658 code for a protein of 634 amino acids. Lineage: Eukaryota; Metazoa; Chordata; Chondrichthyes; Lamniformes; Lamnidae. The transcript has 16 exons.
GGAGGAGGGAGGAACGCGCGGCGAAAGAAGUUUCUCCGGCGCUCGGAACGCGCGGGAACUCGGUGCUGCGAGCCGGCUGCCGGGGACGGGGGGGGGGAGGGGGGCGGAUGUGUCGCCAUGACCGGGGGCGGGGAGAAGAGCUGGGUCCACGUUUGGCCGCCAUUUUGGUGCGGGGCAGCCACUGCCUCCUGUCCUGCUCUGUGACUGGCGGAGCGGCCGAGCCCUGACCGGGCACCCGGGUUUGUCAUUGACGGCGGGGCAGCGGGACGGAGUGGAGGGCUGGAUGGAAAGUCUCCUCCCCUCCUGGUUUAUCUAACCAGCCUUGGACAGUGUGUUCCCUUCGCUGCUAGCAGUUCCACCUAAUUAAAUCCCGAUCGUCUCUGCUUCGUCAGUCAGUGUGGUUUUGUGUGUACACAGACACCUUGGUGGGUCGUUUUAUUGAGGGAAUGUCCAGAGAGAGGCGGCAAUCAGAUUGAUCGACGGGUGCGCCUACUCCUGGAGUCUGAGGCGGGGACAGAUUCUGGUUGUGCCACUUUCUCCGAGCUCUGCUUUAGACUGGUUACCCAAUGGGGCGCGUGUGUGUGUGCUAGUGACUUCUUGCUCUUAAAUGAGAAUGAGACGGACUUUGCUGUGAUGUUCUCCUCUCACUCCCCCGUCCCUCUGAACUGAUCGGUGCUUCUCCCUUGGAGCUUGUGCCGAGGUGGGAGAGAGUGUACGAGGGGGGCGAGGGUUAGGACUCCUCACUUGGUGACAAUGGCCACUUCGGUACUGAUGCGCUUUUCCAUUGCUGACUAUGUCAUCUUCGUCCUGCUGCUGGUCUUGUCCUCAGUCAUCGGCCUCUUCUAUGCACUGAGCGGUGGGCAGCAGCGGACUACGCAGGAGUUCCUGUUGGCAGGACGCAGCAUGACCUUUGUGCCAGUGUCGCUCUCCCUCCUCGCCACCUUCCAGUCAGCCGUGGCUAUCCUGGGCGUGCCGGCUGAGAUCUACACAUUUGGCACUGAGUACUGGUUCCUGGGUUGCUCCUACUUCCUGGGGCUUCUCAUUCCCGCUCACAUCUUCGUUCCCAUGUUUUACCGGCUGGGGCUCACCAGCACUUACGAGUACUUGGAGCUGCGGUUUAACAAAGCAACACGACUGUGUGGGACACUGACCUUCAUUUUCCAGAUGGUGAUAUACAUGGGCGUGGUGCUCUACACACCUGCACUGGCGCUUAAUGCAGUAACUGGCUUUGAUUUGUGGGGAGCAGUACUGACAAUGGGACUAGUUUGUACACUGUACACAGCAUUGGGUGGGCUGAAGGCCGUAAUCUGGACGGAUGUGUUUCAGACACUGGUGAUGUUUUCUGGGCAGCUGGCUGUCAUCAUCAUCGGAGCCGGGCAGGCAGGAGGGAUCGGUGAAGUGUGGCGAAUUGCUAAAGAAAACGGCAAGAUCGCAGGAAUUGACCUCAACCCUGACCCCUUUGAGCGUCACACCUUCUGGACGCUGAGCUUUGGUGGUGUGUUCAUGAUGUUGGCGCUUUACGGAGUGAACCAGGCCCAAGUCCAGCGGUAUCUCAGCUCGCGUUCGGAGAAGCAGGCGAUAUUGUCGUGCUACGUGGUGUUUCCCUGUCAACAGAUAGUCCUGGCCAUGGGGUGCCUGAUGGGCCUGGUUAUGUACGCUCGCUAUGGAGAGAACGGCCCACUACAGCAGGGUUACGUCAACGCUUCCGAUCAGAUGGUUCUUUAUUUCGUCAUGGAUGUACUUCAGCAUUAUCCUGGCUUACCCGGACUUUUCACCGCCUGCCUGUUCAGUGGAGCACUCAGCACAAUAUCAUCUGCAUUCAAUUCGCUGGCUGCUGUCACCAUGACCGACCUGGUUAAACCUCACUACCCACACAUGACUGAGGCUCGAGCCACACUGAUAUCCAAGAGUCUCGCACUGGGCUAUGGGUUGCUGUGUCUCGGAAUGGCGUACAUCGCAUCGCUGAUGGGCUCAGUGCUACAGGCGGCGUUGAGUAUUUUUGGGAUGGUUGGCGGUCCACUGCUUGGAAUCUUCUGCCUAGGAAUGUUUUUCCCCAUGGCUAAUUCGACAGGUGCAAUCUCUGGACUGGUGGCGGGUUUGGUAAUGGCAUUCUGGAUCGGAAUCGGCAAUUUUGUUUCCCGAAAAGCGCCUCUUUCAUUUGUAAAUGCGACCACCAUCCAUAAUGUUACCACUGCCUUGGCAACCAGCACCGUGGCGACAGUCAACCUUACAACAGUGGCUUCGAGUGCAGGCCCCACAGGACUGAAGAAAUUCUACUCUCUGUCCUACGUGUGGUACAGUGGGCACAACGCAGCCACCGUAGUCAUUGUGGGACUACUGGUCAGUUUCUUAACAGGACCAAUGAAAGGGGAAGAUGUGAAUCCAUCAACUGUCGUUCCAAUAAUGCGUUACCUGCUCUUCUUCCUGCCCGAGCAGUGCAAGGAGAAGCUGAGCUGUGGAGUUCGGUAUCAGCCAGCGAACAAUGAACCCAGCUUUCAGCAUUCUCUCGUGCCAACCAAAGAGUCAAAUGGGGUGAUAAGCAAAGUGGUGACGCCAGCGGUAGAGGAGAAACAGCAGUUUGGAGCACAACCAUCAAAGGAGGUGGCGAUUGAGAAGGAGGAUCAGGCGUCGGUGGUCCUGCAGGAGACGUCUUUGUGAGGGUGGAUCCUAUGCGGCUACUUACUCUGCAUGUGGACGGUGCUGGGAGAGUAAAAUACUUCUAUCAUCUUUUAACAAAGGAAAGGCUGCAGGAUAGCGACAGACCCACUCUUCACGGUUGUUGAUCUCUUCCGUAGAGCUUUGUCUUUGCCACAGUUUGGAGCAUACACGGAACUAGAUGAAUAAUAAA